CAUGUAUGCUGCGCUGGGACCUUGGCCUCGCGCAGCGUGUCUGCAGUUGGCACAGCAGCGCGCACGUGCAAGCUUAUGAUUAUAGAAAACUACUCUCUAAAGCAUACAAACCUAAAAUCAGCGCAAUAGCAGAAACCUCUUUGACGAAGAAGCUGCCAAGUUCGACGUCGACGACAAACCGACCUUAUACGAAACCGCCGCAAUCCAGCUCAUUGUGGGUUCAUGUGCAUCUAAACUUUCAAUAAUAACUGGUGACCGAAAGCAGACGUCCCUGAAGUCGGGACAUCGCCCGCCACGUUUGACAGUCGCUCUGGCUCUUCCCCGAACGUUUCCAUAACCCCGUAUUGUUAUAUGGGCAUGAUUGCAGCUGCGGCUGCAGGCUGCGACACUGCAGCGGCGGACUUGCCGGCGACUCCCAAGUUUGCUCCGAGCAGCGACAACCCAAUGCUUCCGCUGGAGUCUGCUGUUGCGACCACGACCGCUGCGGCGGCAGCCGCACCCGCGGCUGCCACGGCGCCCCCUUUCGCUGCGCCGCCGCAACCGCCGCCAUGGUCACACGCUGCCUCCGAAGGGCGAACGGGCUGAACGCGGAUAUGCAUGCUGUCUGCAACGGUGCUGCAUGCAGUGCGUGGUAGCUUAAGGCAGGCACUUGGUCUGACGUACGCACCAUUGGCGCAUGCACGUGUGCAUGCACAGUCUGGCCCACAUGCAGGCAGGUUUGGUAGAGCAGGGUUGGGCAUCAUGCAUUGCCAACUGCACUUUCAUUCUUCGGGUUUCUUGCGGGCCGCUCCGUGUUAACUGCUUACCGUGACUACCAGGGACAGUUGGGAUUGGUUAGGGUGUUUGAUGAUUGUUGAUGACGUGCCGUCUGUAAGCGGGCCAGGCAAUGAGGUGUCGCCGAUCAGAGGCUGGUUAAUCGUGACCCGCCAGAGCGGGACCGCGCGUGUCUCGUACAGUGUUCGUUACGGAUGGCGCGAUAGGCAGUUAGAGGUCACUGGCGGCCUCAACAGAGUGGCCUGAUCCUUGCGGCCGUUCCGUCGUGUCGUGUUGGUGCCACGCUGGCACGACAGGUAUCCUGAACUAGAUACGGUCCCUAGCUGGUGGAAGACAGGCAGGACUGGCAAGGCCGUGGGAUGUGAAAUGGUGGCUGCAGGGCUUGCAUCUUCGGGGAGCGGCAAGAAGCGGGCCCCCAUGUAUGUAGGCCCUCGGGCGAGAAAGACUGGGCGCUUCCGGGGUUGCAUUCUCGCCGCGCGGGGCUGCUGUUUAUGCGGCUUCUUGGGCGGCACCGCUUUCCCUCAUGUAUCCAUCCGCAUUUUAGCAUUUUUA
Molecule: messenger RNA, 1326 nt
Organism: Chlamydomonas reinhardtii
Lineage: Eukaryota; Viridiplantae; Chlorophyta; Chlorophyceae; Chlamydomonadales; Chlamydomonadaceae
Exons: 3
Coding region: 352-585 (77 amino acids)
Source: RefSeq, a predicted model, not a curated record